AAUACAUCUUUCACCUCCUUCCCAAGGUCAUUUGACUUCUUCUACCUCCGGCCGCGCCCUAUUCUUCAGACUACUCGCCGGCCAGUUUCAGACGUCGUCGACGACGAAGCAGGUCUUCCACCUGUCGACAGUAUCACUCCACGUCCGACAACCGAUUUAGUUGGUGUGGAGACAAAAUGGGUUUUUCUUCUUCUGCCGCAUCUUGGAAAGCUAUGAAUAUCUAUCGUAAUCUUUUGAAAGCUGUGAGGAAGCAUGUAGGCAAAGAGGAUUACAAGCGUCAUUUCACCGAAUUUGUAACUCAGGAAUUUCGAAAGAGUAGCAGCAUUUCAGAUCACUCUGUAAUCAAGCAAAAAUUGAAGCUUGCUCGUGACUACACCUUGCAUUUGAACAGCCUUCAUUACCAUAAGGAAUUGCUGUACUCUUACAAUGUUGCAAUCGAUAGAUCAGAUGAAAUGAAAAAAGUAUUGGGAAAAUCUGCUGCAAGUGUGGGGCUUCAACUGCCAGAAGUGUAUCAGCCUUGAUCAUUGAAAGUAACUAGUUUUGAAUAACAACAUCAUCGAAAUAAAGAGGCCAAAUGGUUUUCGGUUCUGAGUAUUAUGCGUUGGGAAUGUAUGUAUCAAAUCGUUCUGGUUGGGAAUGAGUUUAUGGUGAAAAACAAAUAGUUGGUGUCUCCAAAUUUAAGAGAUUCACAUUUUGCAUCACUUUUGUAUUUAAACCCUAAACCCUUAUAUAAGUUGUCUUAGUGAGUAACUAUUUUUUUUUUGUCUUU
Messenger RNA from Impatiens glandulifera, 769 nucleotides. RefSeq lists its product as uncharacterized. The transcript is spliced from 4 exons. NCBI's taxonomy places the organism in Eukaryota, Viridiplantae, Streptophyta, Magnoliopsida, Ericales, Balsaminaceae. The coding region runs from base 177 to 521 and encodes 114 amino acids. The record is from RefSeq and is a predicted model, not a curated record.